AACCAUACACUGAACGCUGAGUUAACGUUGUGUGCACUUGGCGUAAUAAUCUCUCUCUCUCUCUCUCUGGCUAUAUAAAUAAUCGAGUGGAGUGAUUGUCAGUGGUUUCGCAAGUGCGGCUGGCAGCAAGAAUGGCCGGCGAAUACGGCUUCUCCUACUACAAGCGGCAAUUCCUCUGGGUUUCCAGCUCCAGCGACAAUAAGAGUGGUUUCUCCAGUGGACCUUUGAAACUCGCAACCUUUAAUGCUCAGCCGCGUAGUUUGCUCGAGCUCCGCAGCCAUUGGGCUUCUGAAGCAGCUCUGUCGAAGAAUCAUCUGAGAUUUGUCUGCACAUGGUUCAAGGACGGCAACGGCGAGUGUAAUACGAAAAACGAGUGGAACCUUGAUUGCGAACAAGAUUUCCAUAAAGCUCUUGAGCUUGUCAACUGUGGAGAAACUGUUAUGCUGACAGUUAUUACACAAAAAGACACAUUGGCUGACGAAGAGGUCGUAGGUGUAAAUACUAAAAACCUACCUCCGUGGUUUGCCGAUUACAUGAAGAAGUUCCGUUCAGAAAUGGUGGCUGAAAUAGGCCAGAUGAUUGAUGAAAAGCUGACCCUCCGCCAUGGCCGCCAUCACCACCACCACAACAAACAUGGUGACCAUGCCCGCCACGAGACUGGUCCACACGAGUUGCACAAGGGUGCACUUGGAAUGGUUGACAUCAAGUGCAUGAAGCUUGAGAAAAAGCUGCAGAAACUGCAGAGUCGAUCUCAGAAGAUGAGUCUGGAGUUGGACGAAGCUGCUGGACCAUCCACUUAUAAGCACAAGGGUGAAAGGAAGCUAGGAAAAAUGACCAGGAAAAUGGAGCAGCUGGAGGCUAGACGUAGCAAGAUCAUAGCCAAGAAGACUUUGAGGAUGCCAAUGGAGUCAAGGGAACAACUGGAUGCUUCUGCUCCUGUCUAUGAAGAGCCUAAAUACGAGAAUGUGCCACUCAGUCCUCCUGAAAGCAUCAGACCAUCAAGCAAAUAUGAUGCCAUCGUCUUGCUGGAGGGAGAGACCUCAAUCGUAAACAAACUGGAAGAAGGCAAUAUCUACUCAGCUUUGUGGGUUGUCAAGAAUGUUGGAGAGAUGGCAUGGAAUGAAAAGACUAUUUUGCGCCUUGCUCACGCUUCGACAGGCAUCACUGUGAAUGAGCAAACGAUUUCAGCUCCCGCUUUGCAACCUGGUUGCCAAACCUCGAUUUCAACCUUUUUCCAAGUUCCUCUCCAUCCUGGUCUGUUUGAGUGCUACUUCCACUUUUACCAAGAGGAUGAGCGCUUUGGCCAAGCGCUCCGUUGCUCCUUCACUGUCAAUCCGAUUCCAGGUGAGACGCAUACUGAGAUCACCCCUUUGUGUAGUAACACUCUAACACAACAUCCUUUCAUAAAAGAAAUUCGCGAAGCAGACAUGACUGGAUCCAUUACCAAGGAUAAGGAUCGGGAAGAAUAUGAAAGUGGCCACGACGAUGAUGAUGAGGAGGUUGAUGAUGAUGAUGACACUUCGUCUGAUUCGGAUGAUUCAGACAGUUUUGUGCACAUCCCUAUGCCACAAUGCUAUCAGUAUAAAUUUGAUGAAGGUCCUAAGGAAGUAGCAGAUGAAGGCGAAGCAUCUAAUGCGGUUUCACUGGAUACAUCAGUGAUUGCUAAUGAACUGCAGGCCCCUGGAAACCAACCUUGCAAAACUCCACCAACCACUCCUAAGAAUUCUGAGAGUGAUGCUGAUAUUGAUGGCGAACCUACCUCUGACACUACCCAGAUCAAGUACCCAGUCCUGGAUUUGAACGCACUUAACAGCGAUCUGCUUUUUCCUAACGUGACUCAGAGAGCCAACGAGAGGGAAAAAUCAUCAUCCCCAGUUCAGAUUUUGCCUGACAAUCUGGUGACGGGUGCUAUGAAUGUGGCUGCCAAGGCAUUUAGCAGUGCUGAGGCCAUCAUGCGCAGUUUGCAGAAUUCCGCCUCCUCAGCACAUUCAGUGGUUACUUCCGACGUCUCACCCACUGUUGAAGCCCCAAAGCCGAUUGUUGCUGAGCCUACUGCUGUUGCUGAAGAUGAGUCCAUGACCGAUCCCCGCACCCGAAACCUCAUUACCUUGGCCGAAAUGGGAUUCUUGAAUGACAGACUGAACGAGACCUUGUUGGACACGUACAAAGAAAACAUGCAAGAGGUUAUUGCUUCCUUGCUCACCAGACAGGGUGGAAGCUCCCGUUAAACUACGCGUUCAAUCAUUAGCACACUUACUUAUAAUAAUGGCAUUGAUAAAGGAGGCCUUUAGUUACAGAGAAUUAAAUAUGCUUAUGCCUUCCAUAGAAUUUUAGUUGUCUCAAGUGAUAACUCCCUCUCCACACUUUAUUUUAACCCUACUCUCAUUCAUAGCAGGUGCAUUGCAAUUUAUAUGUGAUCUUUAUGUCUUUACUAUUUUAUCAAACUCUAUAAUUGUACUGUCCAAUUAUAAUUGUGUUCUCUUAAACAAUUUUUAUUAGUUUUGGGGUAAAAAUAUUAAGUAACAAAGAAAAAUAUAUUUAAAGCAGUUUAACAAAGCUGUUUGAAUUCAUGUAUAUGGUUUCAGGAAAAAAUAAAUAUAGUAGUGUAUCACAUCAUUCAAA
This is a messenger RNA of Cloeon dipterum, 2622 nucleotides long. RefSeq lists its product as uncharacterized. The record is from RefSeq and is a predicted model, not a curated record. The coding region runs from base 132 to 2228 and encodes 698 amino acids. NCBI's taxonomy places the organism in Eukaryota, Metazoa, Arthropoda, Insecta, Ephemeroptera, Baetidae. The transcript has 11 exons.